AGAAAGCAAGAACACAAGAUCCAGGUUGUCCGGCGUUCCUCAAAAUGCUCAAAUUUGAGGAAAAUAUGAUAAAAGAUGAAGACUUUGAAGCAAUUACGCGUGUUGUUUCCUUUCGAGGGGUACCAAUGUCAAAAUAUAAUGUAGAGAACUGGGAACGGAUGGAUUACUUUCAAGCCAGGCAUGACGAUGUAGUUAUUGCCACAUAUCCUAAAGCAGGAACCACCUGGGUAAGUGAAAUUAUGGAUAUGAUUUACGCUGGUGGAGAUCUAGAAAAAUGCCAGCGUGAUGCCAUAUAUAAUCGCGUCCCAUAUAUGGAGAUCAGAGUUCCUGGAAUGCCUUCAGGUGUGGAUCAACUGGAGGUCUUGGCUUCUCCCAGGCUGAUUAAGACCCACGUCCCCAUCCAUCUGAUGCCGGAGUCCUUCUGGGAGAAAAACUGCAAGGUUAUUUAUGUUGCUCGAAACGCCAAGGAUGUAGCUGUUUCCUAUUUCUUUUUCCACAACAUGGUCAAGGCGUUGCCGGAUCCAGGGCCCUGGGACAAAUUUGUAACUGAUUACAUGAAUGGUGCUGUGUCCUAUGGUUCCUGGUUUGAUCAUGUCAAAGGCUGGUGGGAGAGGAGAAAUCAGUAUCAAAUCCUGUAUUUAUUCUAUGAAGAUUUAAAAGAGGAUCCAAAGAGAGAAAUCAAAAAAAUACUGCACUUCUUAAAGAGAGAGUUGAGCGAGGAAGUUCUGGAGAAGAUUGUUCACCACACUUCAUUCCAAAUAAUGAGCAAGAACACCAUGGCAAAUUAUAAAACCAUCCCAAAUGAACUUUUGAACCAGACCAACACUGCCUUCAUGAGAAAGGGAGAGGCUGGUGACUGGAAGAAUCAUUUCACUGUUGCUCAGAAUGAAAUGUUUGAUACCCAUUACCAGAAAGAGAUGUUGGGGACAAGCCUACAUUUCAGGACUGAGAUCUGAGGCCUACAGAAACAACUCGCCUGUCUUUUUAUGCUAUGAAUCUAUGAAAGUUAUUUUAAUAAAGCAAAUGUGGAACAAAA
Xenopus tropicalis (tropical clawed frog) is the source of this 1036-nucleotide messenger RNA. RefSeq names its product sulfotransferase family 1E member 1 (gene sult1e1). Gene Ontology annotation, cellular component: cytoplasm. NCBI's taxonomy places the organism in Eukaryota, Metazoa, Chordata, Amphibia, Anura, Pipidae. Bases 45 to 956 code for a protein of 303 amino acids. Gene Ontology annotation, molecular function: sulfotransferase activity. The record is from RefSeq and is marked provisional. The transcript has 9 exons.